This is a messenger RNA of Vicia villosa (hairy vetch), 582 nucleotides long. RefSeq lists its product as uncharacterized. Bases 1 to 582 code for a protein of 193 amino acids. The record is from RefSeq and is a predicted model, not a curated record. Lineage: Eukaryota; Viridiplantae; Streptophyta; Magnoliopsida; Fabales; Fabaceae. The transcript is spliced from 3 exons.
AUGGUGUAUUGUGCUCAGGAGGUCAAUGGAAGAGAUAGUGGAGGGUUGGCUAAAGAAGGAUUAGGUGUAGUAAAGGCACUUGGAUUGUUGUUAAAGACAAGGAUAAAUUUAAAGGUAAAGAACUUGGAGAACAAAACUGCAUUGGACAUGGUAGCCAAUGUAGAUAUAAGGAAUAUAUUGUUGUCUGCUGGAGCCAAAUCGAACUCACAAAUCACCGAUGCUCCCACACUUGCACAUAAACUCAGAUCAAAUACCACCAUUAGACAUAAAGUGGUAACUUUUAUAUUUCGCGUUAGAAAUAAUAUAUCAGAGGAGGAACGUAACAGUUGGUUGAUAGCUGCGACUCUUGUUGCAACAGCCAUGUAUCAAUCAGCUCUGAGUCCCCCUGGUGGAAUUUAUCAGGUUAGUGCUUUUGAUGACAAUGAUGUGAACAAUAACAUGACUUCCUCUUGGUGGAAUUCUACUAAUAUUUCUACCAAUUCUGGGCAUUCAGUCUUGCCAGGACCAAAAUUCUCUGUGUUCUUAGUUUUUAAUAUGACUUCCUUUUUUCUAUCAAUUGUAGCAGAUAUCCCCUACCUUUAG